AUGAGCUACCAUACGGGGGCCACUUUUGUCCCUGGAGGAGAUGAUUCCUACUACAUGCCAGAACUAAUCCAACCAACCCCUAACAGAGUACAUGAACUCCCAAACAAUAUACAACAAAAUGUGGCUCAGAUGGAGCAGGCUGCCUCAAAUCCCAAUUCAGCCAAUUCUGCAUAUUCAGGAUCAGCCUACUCACCGCAAUCUGCUGAUUAUAUGCAGCCGGGCACGCACAUCUGGGCGCCGCCGCAAGCCCCUCAUACAAAUACGCAAGGAUAUGAUCAGAGAGUGUCCAAGAACAACCAAGCACAAUCAUACAGCCAGGAUAACUAUUUCCCUCCCAGAUCGACCUCGAUGGCUCCGUCGGAACAGCCGAACUUCUCUCCAUUUCCUGUGCUUCGCAACCCUCCUCCCAAUAUACCCCCGACCGAUGAACAGAAAGAAGCUACACUGGAAGCUGCAAGAGCCGCUGUGCUCAACUGCAACGACCCUGACACCCAGCUGACAUGGGCACAAGACGCGUUGUCAUAUGUGGAAAUCUGCCAGCAGAAUGAGGAAAGAAUAGCUUUGGCACAAACUCCCCGAACGAGGACGCCUCGGAUUGAGCACGUCUUGAGGGAAGAUGCAAUCAAGAUUGUCAAUUUCCUUGCAGAUCAACACCAUCCCAAGGCCGAGUUUAUGAAGGGCAUGUGGCUUGAAUUUGGUAAGUUCGGGCACAGGGUCGAUAAGAAAGAAGCCUUCUAUUGCUAUACGAGAGCUGCCGAAAAAGGAUACAACCGCGCGGAUUACCGUAUCGGGAUGCAGUUUGAAUCCUCAAACGACGCACUAAAGGCAAUCAGAUACUACCAGAAGGGCGCGGAUGCUGGGGAUUCAGCCGCCUGCUACAGACUGGGGAUGAUGACGCUCCUUGGCCAGCAUGGACAGAUGCAGAACUUCGAACGUGGUAUCAAUCUCAUCUUUACGUCGGCUCAGACUGCAGAUGAGAAUGCACCACAGGGUGCGUAUGUCUUCGGCAUGCUCCAGGCGCAGCAGAUGCCUCAAAUCCAGAUCCCGGAUCAAUAUCUGCCUAGGGACAUUGCCGGAGCCAAGAUGAACAUCGAAAAAGCCGCCUACCUCGGAUUUGCUAAAGCCCAGGUGAAAAUGGGAACAGCUUAUGAGCUUUGUGAGCUUGGCUGUUCUUUUGACCCAGCUUUAUCCUUGCAUUACAAUGUCCUCGCUGCGAGACAGGGGGAACCGGAAGCAGAAUUGGCAAUAAGCAAGUGGUUUCUUUGCGGUCAUGAGGGUCUUUUCGAGAAGAAUGAGGAAAUGGCCUUUACAUAUGCUCAGCGAGCAGCCGUUUCUGGAUUUUCGACGGCCCAGUUCGCUUUAGGCUACUACUAUGAGGUCGGCAUUUACGUCCCGGUCAAUUUUGACCAAGCCAAAGAGUGGUACCGAAAGGCAUCACAAAGUGGCAAUCUGGACGCUACAGGAAGGAUCGAGGCCAUCUCCAGGUCAAAGACUUUGUCACGCAAGGAUCAUGAAAGUGUCGCCCUCAAAAAGAUUCGGCAGCAGCGCGGCUCAAUGAUUGGAGGAGGCGAAGUGCCUCUGGUUCCUACGAUGCCCACCUUAUCAGAAGAGACGGAGUCUGAGCAGCUCGAAAUGCCUGAUCCUUCGCGGUUGUCGCUCAACAGCCAGCGACCACCAUCAGCAAAGCCUGCACCUUACCCCACUGGGCCGCCGAAUAUGCCAUCAGCAAACCAAGGGCCCGAUUUUCGACCUGCGUCCGCAUUUGGCAUAAAUCCUAACCUUCGACCGACCUCGGCCGCAGCCAUGGGAGCUCCAAGACCGGAUCCAUACGGACCUCCCCCUCCCAAUUUGGCUCCUCAGCAGCGACCCUAUUCUAACCCUCCCGGGCCCGGUUACCAAGGGUCUGGUUACGGUCGUGGAGGACUCAUGCCAUCCGGAGGACCUCCCCCACCUCAAGGACAAGGCAUUCCGACCAUCCGUCCACCAUCAAGACCAAAUAGCUCAUCACCGUACCUCGGGCCGGGUCCCCAGCCAGGGGGUCAGUCACCGCCCUCAAAACUUGACAUCGGCUUUUCCGCUCCGCUCGAGCCGGAGAGAAGACCUCGACCCCAGCAGCAACCGCCAAAUGGACUUCAUAUGCCGAAUCCCCCGCGUGGAUCUCCAAGACUUCAACAAGGAUCUCCAGGACAGCAGGGUCUCCCAUCGCAGAAUCGCCCGGGUCCACCUAACCCUCGCCCUGGAGUGGGUCCAGGGCCGAACACUGGUGGCUACGGUGGCAUGCCAAAUCCCAACGUCCGACCUCCCUCCAACAACCAAAUGCAAGCUCCACCCAAUGUCCGGCCCGCGAAUCUCCCUCCUUCAAAACCUGACUUCAAUGCACCAACGGGCGGCGCCCCACCUUCCAAACCGAGCACGGUUCCAGCGAACGCGGCACGGCCUCCUGGAAAGGGACCCAAGACAUUUGACGAGAUGGGCGUUCCACCUGGGAAAGAUAAGAAUGAAUGUGCUGUUAUGUAG
Molecule: messenger RNA, 2517 nt
Organism: Cladophialophora psammophila CBS 110553
Lineage: Eukaryota; Fungi; Ascomycota; Eurotiomycetes; Chaetothyriales; Herpotrichiellaceae
Exons: 3
Coding region: 1-2517 (838 amino acids)
Molecular function (GO): protein binding
Source: RefSeq, a predicted model, not a curated record